Etheostoma cragini (Arkansas darter) is the source of this 5333-nucleotide messenger RNA. RefSeq names its product myosin heavy chain, fast skeletal muscle-like. The record is from RefSeq and is a predicted model, not a curated record. Bases 131 to 5248 code for a protein of 1705 amino acids. The transcript has 39 exons. Gene Ontology annotation, molecular function: ATP binding; actin filament binding; cytoskeletal motor activity. Gene Ontology annotation, cellular component: myosin complex. Lineage: Eukaryota; Metazoa; Chordata; Actinopteri; Perciformes; Percidae.
CACCAGACUGAAUAUAAGGGGUCCAUGUGGGUGCCUUAGUGUGUUGGGAGGCGACUGAAGUUCCAGCUUGUGGAUUGUGGAGUGCAACAUUCUUUUCACAAGGGGAACGGAUAAGAAGUAAACCGCCACCAUGAGUACGGACGCGGAGAUGGCCAUUUAUGGCAAAGCUGCUGUUUACCUUCGUAAGCCAGAAAGGGAGAGAAUUGAGGCUCAAACUGCGCCAUUUGAUGCCAAGAGUGCCUGCUACGUGGCCGAUGUCAAGGAGCUGUACUUGAAGGCAAAAAUCAUCAAGAAAGACGGUGGCAAAGUCACCGUUGAAGUCCUGGACACUAAGGAGGAGAGGACAGUAAAAGAAGAUGACGUCUAUCCAAUGAACCCUCCCAAGUAUGACAAGAUUGAAGACAUGGCCAUGAUGACCCAUCUCAAUGAAGCCUCUGUGCUGUAUAACCUCAAAGAGCGUUUUGCAGCAUGGAUGAUCUACACCUACUCUGGGUUGUUCUGUGCCACUGUGAACCCCUACAAGUGGCUCCCAGUGUACGAUUCUGAAUGCGUAAGUGCCUAUAGAGGCAAGAAGCGUAUGGAGGCUCCACCCCACAUCUUCUCUGUCUCUGACAACGCUUUUCAGUUCAUGCUUACUGAUAGGGAGAACCAAUCUGUCUUGAUCACUGGAGAAUCUGGUGCUGGAAAGACUGUGAACACCAAGCGUGUCAUCCAGUACUUUGCAACAAUCUCAGUUGGUGGACCCAAGAGGGACGAAUCAAAGGGGUCACUGGAGGAUCAGAUUAUUGCAGCCAAUCCCCUGCUGGAGGCCUAUGGUAACGCCAAAACUAUCAGGAAUGACAACUCUUCUCGUUUUGGUAAAUUCAUCAGAAUCCAUUUCGGCACAACUGGCAAACUGGCUAGUGCUGAUAUUGAGACAUAUCUGCUGGAGAAAUCAAGAGUGACAUACCAGCUUUCUGAUGAAAGAGGCUACCACAUCUUCUUCCAGAUGAUGACCGGUCACAUCCCUGCUAUACUUGAAAUGGCCCUCAUCACAACCAACCCCUACGACUUCCCCAUGUGUAGCAUGGGUCAGAUCGCUGUGGCCAGCAUUGAUGACAAAGUUGAGCUGGAAGCAACUGAUAAUGCCAUUGAUAUCCUGGGCUUCACUGGUGAAGAGAAGGUGAGCAUCUACAGGAUGACUGGUGCUGUGCUCCACCAUGGUAACAUGAAGUUCAAGCAGAAGCAGCGUGAGGAGCAGGCUGAGCCUGAUGGCACAGAGGAGGCUGACAAGGUUGCUUACUUGCUGGGUCUGAACUCUGCUGACAUGCUCAAGGCUCUGUGCUAUCCCAGAGUGAAGGUUGGAAAUGAGUAUGUCACCAAGGGACAGACUGUACCUCAGGUAAUGAACGCAGUGCCUGCCUUGGCCAAGUCGAUCUAUGAGAGGAUGUUCUUGUGGAUGGUCGUCCGUAUCAACCAGAGUUUGGACACUAAACAAGCAAGACAGUUCUACAUUGGUGUCCUGGAUAUUGCUGGCUUUGAAAUCUUUGACUUCAACACCUUGGAACAGCUGUGCAUCAACUUCACCAAUGAAAAACUGCAACAGUUCUUCAACCACACUAUGUUUGUCUUGGAGCAAGAGGAGUACAAGAAGGAGGGUAUUAUCUGGGAUUUCAUUGACUUUGGCAUGGACUUGGCUGCUUGCAUUGAGCUUAUUGAAAAGCCCAUGGGAAUCUUCUCCAUCCUUGAAGAGGAGUGCAUGUUCCCCAAGGCCACAGACACAUCCUUUAAGAACAAGCUGUAUGACCAGCAUCUUGGCAAAAACAAAGCAUUUGAGAAGCCUAAGCCUGCAAAGGGCAAGAUUGAGGCCCACUUCUCCCUGGUACACUAUGCUGGUACUGUGGACUACAAUAUCGCUGGCUGGCUGGACAAGAACAAGGAUCCACUGAAUGACUCUGUCAUUCAGCUGUACCAGAAAUCCCCAGUGAAACUGCUGGCUGUUCUGUAUCCUCCCGUCGUUGAGGAAACUGGUGGUGCAAAGAAGGGUGGCAAGAAGAAGGGCGGUUCCAUGCAGACUGUGUCUUCACAGUUUAGGGAGAACUUGGGCAAGCUGAUGACUAACUUAAGGAGCACCCAUCCUCACUUUGUGCGCUGCCUGAUUCCCAAUGAGUCAAAGACUCCAGGUCUGAUGGAAAACUUCCUGGUCAUCCACCAGCUCAGGUGUAACGGUGUGCUGGAGGGUAUCAGAAUCUGCAGGAAAGGUUUCCCCAGCAGAAUUCUCUAUGCUGACUUCAAGCAGAGGUACAAGGUGCUGAAUGCCAGUGUCAUCCCCGAGGGCCACUUCAUUGACAACAAGAAGGCUUCAGAGAAGCUGCUUGGGUCAAUUGAUGUAAAUCAUGAUGAGUACAAAUUUGGACACACUAAGGUGUUCUUCAAGGCCGGUCUGCUGGGUGUCCUAGAGGAGAUGAGAGAUGAAAAACUGGCAUCUCUGGUCACCAUGACACAGGCUUUGUGCCGUGGUUUCCUCAUGAGAAGAGAGUUUGUGAAGAUGACAGAGAGGAGGGAUGCUGUAUUUACCAUCCAGUACAAUGUCCGCUCAUUCAUGAAUGUCAAACACUGGCCAUGGAUGAAGGUGUACUACAAGAUCAAGCCUUUGCUGAAGAGUGCUGAAACUGAGAAGGAGCUUGCAUCUAUGAAGGAGAACUUUGAUAAGAUGAAAACUGACUUGGCUGCGGCCCUGGCAAAGAAGAAGGAACUGGAAGAGAAGAUGGUGUCCCUUCUGCAGGAGAAGAAUGAUCUGCAGCUGCAAGUAGCAUCUGAAUCAGAGAAUCUGAAUGAUGCUGAAGAGAGAUGUGAGGGACUCAUCAAGAGUAAGAUUCAGCAGGAGGCCAAACUCAAAGAGACAACUGAGAGACUGGAGGAUGAAGAGGAAAUCAACGCUGAGCUCACUGCCAAGAAGAGAAAGCUGGAGGAUGAAUGCUCUGAGCUCAAGAAGGAUAUUGAUGACCUGGAACUUACCUUGGCCAAAGUGGAAAAAGAGAAACAUGCCACAGAGAACAAGGUUAAGAACCUGACUGAGGAGAUGGCCUCUCAAGAUGAGAGCAUUGCUAAGCUGACCAAGGAAAAGAAAGCCCUUCAGGAGGCUCAUCAGCAGACUCUUGAUGAUCUGCAGGCAGAGGAAGACAAAGUCAACACUCUGACCAAGGCCAAGACCAAGCUUGAGCAGCAAGUGGAUGAUCUCGAGGGUUCUCUGGAGCAAGAGAAGAAGCUCCGUAUGGACCUUGAGAGAGCCAAGAGAAAGCUCGAGGGUGAUCUGAAACUGGCCCAAGAAUCCAUCAUGGAUCUCGAGAAUGACAAGCAGCAGUCUGAUGAGAAGAUCAAAAAGAAGGACUUCGAAAACAGUCAGUUACUUAGCAAGAUUGAAGAUGAGCAGUCACUGGGUGCUCAGCUCCAGAAGAAGAUCAAGGAGCUCCAGGCUCGUAUUGAGGAACUGGAGGAGGAGAUUGAGGCUGAGCGUGCUGCUCGUGCCAAGGUAGAGAAGCAGAGAGCUGACCUCUCCAGGGAACUUGAAGAGAUCACUAAGUACGAAACUGAUGCUAUCCAGCGCACUGAGGAGCUUGAGGAAUCCAAGAAAAAACUCGCUCAGCGUCUUCAGGAGGCUGAAGAGCAGAUUGAGGCAGUGAAUUCCAAGUGUGCUUCUCUUGAGAAAACCAAACAGAGGCUCCAGAGUGAGGUGGAGGACCUCAUGAUUGAUGUGGAGAGGGCCAAUGGGCUGGCUGCCAACCUGGACAAGAAGCAGAGGAACUUUGACAAGGUGUUGGCAGAGUGGAAACAGAAGUACGAGGAGGGUCAGGCAGAGCUUGAGGGAGCACAGAAGGAGGCUCGUUCUCUCAGCACUGAGCUGUUCAAGAUGAAGAACUCGUAUGAGGAAUCUCUGGAUCAGCUGGAGACCAUGAAGCGGGAAAACAAGAACCUGCAACAGGAGAUCUCAGAUCUGACUGAACAGAUUGGUGAGACUGGCAAGAGCAUCCAUGAGCUGGAGAAGUCCAAGAAGCAGGUGGAGACCGAGAAGGCUGAGAUCCAGACGGCUCUUGAAGAGGCUGAGGGAACUCUGGAACACGAAGAGUCUAAGAUCCUGCGUGUCCAGCUGGAACUCAACCAGAUUAAGGGUGAGGUUGACCGGAAGCUGGCAGAGAAAGAUGAGGAGAUGGAGCAGAUCAAGAGGAACAGCCAGAGGGUGAUUGACUCCAUGCAGACCACUCUGGAUUCUGAGGUCAGGAGCAGAAACGAUGCCCUGAGAAUCAAGAAGAAGAUGGAGGGAGACCUGAAUGAGAUGGAGAUUCAGCUGAGCCACGCCAAUCGGCAGGCUGCUGAGUCCCAGAAGCAGCUGAGGAAUGUGCAGGCGCAGCUGAAGGAUGCACAACUGCACCUUGAUGAUGCUGUCAGAGCACAGGAAGACUUCAAGGAACAAGCUGCUAUGGUGGAUCGCAGGAACGGUCUGAUGGUAGCUGAAAUCGAGGAACUAAGAGCUGCUCUGGAACAGACAGAGAGAAGUCGCAAGUCAGCUGAACAGGAGCUGGUGGAUGCCAGUGAGCGUGUUGGACUUCUGCACUCUCAGAACACAAGCCUUCUGAACUCCAAGAAGAAGCUCGAGUCUGACCUGGUCCAGGUCCAGAGUGAAGUGGAUGACACUGUUCAGGAAGCAAGAAAUGCAGAGGAGAAGGCCAAGAAGGCCAUCACUGAUGCUGCUAUGAUGGCUGAGGAGCUGAAGAAGGAGCAGGAUACCAGCGCUCACCUGGAGAGGAUGAAGAAGAACCUGGAGGUUGCUGUUAAGGACCUGCAGCACCGCCUGGAUGAAGCUGAGAACUUGGCCAUGAAGGGUGGCAAGAAGCAGCUCCAGAAACUUGAGUCCAGGGUGCGUGAACUGGAGGCAGAGGUCGAGGCUGAGCAGAGACACGGAGCAGAUGCCAUUAAGGGUGUCCGUAAAUAUGAGAGGAGGGUGAAGGAGCUCACCUAUCAGACUGAGGAGGACAAGAAAAACGGUGCCAGGCUGCAGGAUCUGGUUGACAAAUUGCAGCUGAAGGUCAAGGCCUACAAGAGGCAGGCUGAGGAGGCGGAGGAGCAGGCCAACGUCCAUCUUUCCAAGUGCAGGAAGGUUCAGCAUGAGCUGGAGGAGGCUGAGGAGCGCGCUGACAUCGCAGAGUCCCAGGUCAACAAGCUGAGGGCAAAGAGCCGGGACUCUGGCAAGGGAAAAGAAGCAGCAGAGUAAAACACACAAGAGUUUGGCUGUAUUGAAUCAUAUAAUAUGAAAUAAUUCUUGCCGAAAUAAUAAAAGUGAAUCUGUUGAUAUUAAA